UAUGACUAUUUCUGGCAGAGAAAAUCCAGAACUCCAUCUAGCUUUAGAUUGCUGGUGUUUUUUUGGGACCCAAUUCACAUAAUCAGUUGUGUUAGUUAAGUUGGGUCUAAGAAAACAGAGUUAGGUUGAUAAUUAUUAGAGUGAUUAAACCCGAAAUGAAGAGCACCAAUAACAGUUUCAGCUGCUAUUUUCUUGUCUGUCUACUCCUACUUGUGUCUGUAAAUUCCUUUGAGGAACCGCAGAAUGUUAAGAGAUCAGAAUUCCCAGAUGGGUUUCUUUUUGGAGCUACCACUUCUGCUUAUCAAGUACUUUCUGCUCUUAAUUAUGCUCUUCUAUUAAUAUAAUACUACUACAACAACAACAAUGGUGUGGGGAGGAUAACGUGUACGCACCUUACCCCUACUAUGAUUGAAGGGGCAUUUCUCGAAGAUGGCAAAGGACUGAGUAAUUGGGAUGUGUUUAGUCAUACUAAAGGUAGGAUAAAGAAUGGAGAUACUGGAGAUAUUGCGGAUGAUCAUUACCAUCGUUUUCUGGAAGAUGUUGAGUUAAUGCACUCUCUAGGCUUGAAUUCCUAUCGCUUCUCCAUCUCAUGGAGCAGAAUCCUUCCUAGAGGAAGGUUUGGUAAAGUAAAUUUUGCUGGUAUUAUGUUCUACAACAAGCUCAUUGAUUCUCUCUCACUCAAAGGAAUAACACCAUUUGUGACUCUCAAUCACCAUGACCACCCCCAAGAACUCGAGGAAAAGUAUGGGGGGUGGCUUAGUCCUCUAAUGCAGGAAGAAUUUUCCUAUUUUGCUCAAAUUUGUUUCGAGAGUUUUGGUGAUAGAGUGCAGUAUUGGACCACAAUCAAUGAGCCAAAUAUGUUUGCAGAAAUGGCCUAUGUGAGGGGAGUGUACCCACCUGCUCAUUGUUCCCGGCCUUUUGGCAACUGUUCAGUGGGAAAUUCUGAUACCGAACCUCUUAUUGCAAUGCACAACAUGUUAUUGGCACACGCCAAGGCUGCAAAACUGUAUCGCGAGCAUUUUCAGCCCAAACAUGGUGGAAUGAUAGGGAUUGUUGUGCAUGCAUUUAUGUAUAAACCGUUAAGGAAUGAUGACUUUGACCGUGACGCUGCUAAUAGGGCUUUGGUAUUUACCGCUGCUUGGGUUUUUGAUCCUUUAGUAUAUGGAUAUUACCCUCGAGAAAUGCGCGAAUAUCUUGGAAGUUCACUGCCGACAUUCACCUCAGAUGAAAGAAAGCUUAUCAAGGAUAGUAUUGACUUCAUCGGAGUAAACCACUAUGGCACCCUAUAUGUUAAGGAUUGCAUUUAUUCGAGCUGCGUUUGUUCCAAUUCUAGUUGUAUUGCUGGUGGAGAUCACCCUAUCCAUGGCUAUCUCAUUACUCUAGGAGAGAAAGAUGGUGUUCCUAUUGGAGAACCGACAGGAAUGCCUCGAUUUUUUGUCGUUCCUAGAGGAAUGGAGGAGAUUGUGGACUAUAUGAAGAAGAGAUAUCCUAACAAACCUAUGUUUGUUACUGAAAAUGGCUACUCUUCCCUAAAUCCUACUACUGCACAAGCAGCUGAAUUACAGCAUGAUAUUAAGCGAGUUGAAUUUCAUAAGUCAUAUCUUGCAUCUUUGGCUCGAGCAAUCAGGAAAGGUGCUGAUGUACGUGGUUAUUUCAUUUGGAGCUUGAUGGAUAAUUUCGAGUGGACGAGUGGAUAUGAGGUGAAAUUUGGUCUGUACUAUGUUGAUCGCUCUACUUUAGAUAGAGUUCCCAAGCUUUCAGCUAAAUGGUAUAGAGAUUUCCUCACUGGCGAAAAACCAAGGAAUGCAAUUUCAUUCAAGUAUACACAAGCAGAUCAGUUAUCACACAAAUAGUCACGCAUGCAUAAUCACACACAAGAAUUAUAAAAGAGAUGAGAGCUCUGUGCAAUUGAGAAAUUCCAGAUAUUUAUGUAUAAUAACACUUUUAAGUAAAUAAGAUAUGGCGGUUUCUGAUUUUGUUGUCA
Messenger RNA from Nicotiana tabacum (common tobacco), 1984 nucleotides. The record is from RefSeq and is a predicted model, not a curated record. Lineage: Eukaryota; Viridiplantae; Streptophyta; Magnoliopsida; Solanales; Solanaceae.